Myxocyprinus asiaticus (Chinese sucker) is the source of this 1437-nucleotide messenger RNA. RefSeq names its product mediator of RNA polymerase II transcription subunit 30-like. The record is from RefSeq and is a predicted model, not a curated record. Gene Ontology annotation, biological process: positive regulation of DNA-templated transcription. The coding region runs from base 282 to 866 and encodes 194 amino acids. Gene Ontology annotation, cellular component: mediator complex. NCBI's taxonomy places the organism in Eukaryota, Metazoa, Chordata, Actinopteri, Cypriniformes, Catostomidae. The transcript has 6 exons. Gene Ontology annotation, molecular function: transcription coregulator activity.
GGUCCUCUGUUUGAAACUGAAAGCGAGCGAGGGGAGAACUCCCGUGUUUUUUAGUAGGUUUUGCUGUUAUCUACUAGAAUACAACUACUUAAGACAAGGAACAAAACAAUAAGCGCAACAAUUCUUUCACAAUUUUGGUGUCACGGACAAGAAUCCUUGGGACCCUGCUGGGAGUGACUGGGAAUCUCUUCCCCUAAAGAUACUGAGAGCCGACUGGGGACUCUUUCACCUAGGAAGAGCGUGUCUGGGACUGGGGAUUCUCCGGCACAUUCCUCUUACAGAUGUCUGCUUCAAUCCCAAAGAAGGGUCUGGGUCCAGGUAUGCCUGUCAUGCCCCCUCAACAGCAGCAGCAGCCGCAGGCACACAUGCCCCCUGGCCUUGGCCCUGCGCAGCCGGGCAUGCCUCCACAAGGUGCCCUACGGGAAAUCUCUCCCGUCUACCUGUGUCGCAUCGGUCAGGAGACUGUCCAGGACAUUGUCACACGCACAAUGGAGAUCUUCCAGAUCGCACGAGCCACUCAGCUGCCCAAUGGUGUGACGCAGAGCCAGGCAGCAUAUCAGGACCGCUUUGGGAAACUGCAGGAGCAUCUGCGGCAGCUGACACUGCUCUUCCGUAAGCUGCGUCUGCUGUAUGAGCGCUGUGUAGAGAUGACAACCGACCUCCAAGAGUCUCCAGCUGAACUGGUUCCUUAUAUGGGAGAGGAGAUUGCUCCUGUGAGGGUGGAGCCAUGCAGCCCAGCGAUUAUUCAGGAAAGACAGGAAGUUUUAGAGAAAGUGAGGCAGAAGAACCAGGAGAUGAAGGUGCUAAUGGACCAGAUGAGGAACCUGCUGUGGGACGUCAAUGCCAUGCUCACCAUGCGAAAAUGACAGUAAUACCCUUCUGACCAGCUUCUGUCAAUUCUUCUUAUUUCAUCUUCCUACACAAGUACUGGUGCUCUCACACAGGCAGCAAAGAAUAAUAGAUUGUCUUUUGUUCACUGGUGGUGCUAGUCACAUAAUAUUUCAUCUUGACGAAUGAGAUCAGACUUAGCAGCUCUUUGUGGUCUUGCCUCAUUUACAGUGUUAAAUCCCAAAGCACUGAUAAUUACUGCUUUAUCAAAGCACUGAAUGAGGAUCAGUUUGAGCAAAAUGGCAGUAAUGUUAAGUCAUUUUGUUGGCAUGAUAAAUGAGCAGCACAGACCUAUUUAUUUUAAAUUAUAGUGCUUACAGUAUAGGCCUUUGUGUAUUGAUCUGUGUGAUGUGUUUCACACUCUUGGUCCUCAGCAGAUACAUAUUCAGGAUGGUGUGUGUUUAGAUUGAGUGUGAUUGCAGUUUCUCUGAGUUCUGUAUUACACUUCUGAUUCUUCUUUCUGGGUGAGGGAACAUUAAACAAGUAUCUAAUGAAUUGUAGGGUUGUAAUUUUUUUUAGUUUUAGUUUUUUUGUAAACUAAAGUUUAAU